AUGGUGUCUGGCUCCGGUGUGUCCGCGCGUCGCGUGGUGGUGGAUGCGCGCCACCACAUGCUGGGUCGCCUUGCGUCGAUCGUGGCCAAGGAGCUGCUCAACGGGCAGCGCGUGGUGGUGGUCCGGUGCGAGGAGAUGUGCAUCUCCGGCGGGCUGGUCCGUCAGAAGAUGAAGUACCUCCGCUUCCUCCGCAAGCGGAUGAACACCAAGCCCUCGCACGGCCCCAUCCACUUCCGCGCUCCCUCGCGCAUUUUCUGGCGCACCGUGCGCGGCAUGAUCCCGCACAAGACGCCCCGCGGCGAGGCCGCACUCGCCAGGCUCAAGGCUUUCGAGGGCGUCCCGCCGCCUUACGAUCGCACCAAGCGUAUGGUCAUUCCCGACGCGCUAAAGGUUCUGAGGCUGCAGCCGGGGCACAGGUUCUGUCUGCUCGGCGAGCUUUCCAAGGAGGUCGGAUGGAACUACCAUGAAACUAUCAAGGAACUGGAGGAGAAGAGGAAGGAGAAGGCAAAGGUGUCGUAUGACAGGAGGAAGCAACUGGCCAAGCUGCGCUUCAAGGCUGAGAAGGCUGCCGAGGAGAAGCUGGGUUCUCAGUUGGAUAUCCUGGCACCAAUCAAAUACUAG
Molecule: messenger RNA, 621 nt
Organism: Triticum turgidum subsp. durum (durum wheat)
Lineage: Eukaryota; Viridiplantae; Streptophyta; Magnoliopsida; Poales; Poaceae
Source: the annotation of a GenBank genome assembly